GCGAGAGUUCAGACGAGAGUUGAGCGAGAAAAUGGCGACGGUGAUUCAUAAAUGAGGAAAAUGACAGAUGAAGUUCAGUACAUGAUUUGAGCAUUAUAUGAUGGCGGAUAAAACAAUAGACACAUCUCUUCUACCCGAAGAUGUCAGACUUAAAUUAGAAGAACUGGAAAUAGAGCUUGCGGAAGGUGACAUUACUCAGAAAGGCUAUGAGAAGAAGAGGACUCGCCUAUUGGCCAACUAUGUCUCCCACUCACCCGCAGGAAAAUUGCUUGCAAUAUUACAGCCAAGUGCACCGAGCCCCCAGACUGCCGCUCAAAGAAAGGCACAUCGGCGGCUCACCAGGGAGGACAACCGCUACCACUCAGAGAUCAGAACAGAGGCGGUGAUGCAAGCCCUCGCUCUACACAAAAAACCAGUUGUUCCUCUGCCAUCCAAACGAACAUCUGUCCAGUAUCCGGGUCAACAACAGAGGCCCAGGGAAAGACAUGAAUCAUCGUCUGACGAUGAUGAUAGUAUAUUCGGGGAUGACCAGCACAGAGAUUUCCAGCGGGGUGGGCGGUACCGCGACAGUGGGGCUAGCUCCUCCUCCUUCUCUGAUGCUAGUGCCUCCCCGCACCAUGGGGGUAGAGGGGGAGACAGUCGUCCCCAUAGUGCUGCCUACGCCAUUCCUGGGAACACCUCCCGCCAGGCCCUCGCUGAUGUUUUACAGAGCACCAGGCACUCCCAGCCCAUCUCCCAGCCUCCUGAUGUGACAAACAAUGCUAAGAGCACCAGACAGGCAGACAGAGUGGGCCACUAUGCCCCAGCACACAUAUCAUCGGUCAGAAUGAACAAUUCAGGGAACAUCUCAGGCCUUCAAGAUGAUGAAAUUCGACAUCAAGGGAAGGUCUCUGCCAAGAUACAACAGUUACUUAAUACAUUAAAGAGACCAAAACGAAAACCACUAACAGAGUUUUUCGUGGAAGAGGAUGAUGCUUUGGAAACACCAGCACCUGAUCCAAAUGCACCAAAACCAGAGGGCAGUACCAUGUCUCCAUUCCCUGGAGAACCACUGGUGAUUCCAACAGGUCUCCCCCGUAAUUUAGAGUCUGCGCUACAACGAUAUGGCUCCUCUUCUUACAAAGCCAAUGCUGUGACUGUUUUAGACCAGAAUGGAAAACCAUCUCUUACACUCACUUAUGGAAAACUGCUGGCCAGAACACAGAAGAUAGCGUACAACAUGUUACAAAAAACCGGGCACAAAGGGGAAGGCGGAAUCAAGCCGAACGACAGGGUGGCCCUUGUAUAUCCAAACAAUGACCCAAUCUCUUUCAUUAGUGGAUUUUAUGGCUGUUUACAAGCAGGAGUGAUACCAGUGCCAGUGGAAGUCCCCUCAUCUAGAAGAGAUGCUGGUGGCCAGGGUAUAGGAUUUUUAUUGGGCAGUCUGAAUGUUAAAUAUGCCUUGACAUCUGAGGCAUGUCACAAGAGCUUGUCUAAGACGGCCAGUGGAGAAGUUGUACAGUUCAAAGGAUGGCCGAAGCUCAAUUGGUUAGUGACAGACAACUUUCACAAGUCUUCAAAAGACUGGCAACCCCCACCCAAGCAAUCGGAGGACAUCCCUGCUUAUGUUGAGUACACACAGAGCAAGGAUGGCAGCACAGUAGGAGUCACAGUGACCAGAAAAGCCAUGCUGUGUCAUGCCCAAACCCUCACCCUGGCCUCCAACUACACUGAGGGUGAAGUUAUGGUGUGUGUUUUAGACUUCAAAAGAGAUGUUGGACUUUGGCAUGGUAUAUUGUGUAGUGUGUUUAAUGGCAUGCAUGUGAUAUUUAUUCCAUAUUCUUUGAUGAAAGUUGAUCCAGCUUCCUGGAUGAAGAUGAUAACCAAGUAUAAAGCCUCAGUGGCCAUUGUGAAGUCCAGAGAUAUGCACUGGGGACUUCUGGCUCAGAAGGAUCACAAGGACAUUAGUUUCGCCUCACUGAGACUUUUAUUGGUGGCUGAUGGAGCUAAUCCAUGGUCUUUAACUUCCUGUGAUGCAUUCCUGAACUUAUUCCAAAGUAAGGGAUUGAAGCCAGAGGCAAUAUGUCCAUGUGCCAGUUCUUCUGAAGCGUUAACUGUCUCAAUAAGAAGACCGGGCAGGUCCAGCGCAAGUGCUACGGGUCGAGGCAUCCUCUCCAUGCAGGGCCUGAGUCAUGGGGUGGUGCGUGUGGACACAGAGAACAGUUUGACCUCACUGACCCUGCAGGACUGUGGUCAGGUCAUGCCAGGAGCUAUGAUGAUCGUUGUGAAGACCGAGGGCCCUUCAAUCCUGUGUCAGACAGACGAGGUGGGAGAACUCUGUCUCUGUGCAGACUAUACAGGGGUCAGCUACUGGGGUCUGCAGGGGAUUUCCUCAACAACCUUCCAGGUGCAGCCACAACACCCUGAUGGUACGAUCAUUGGGGACAAGCAAUAUGUUCGCACUGGUCUCCUCGGGUUUCUCGGACCGGGGGGACUUGUUUUUGUGUGUGGCAGUAAGGAAGGUUUGAUGACCGUGUCAGGACGUCGCCAUAACACUGAUGACAUCAUUGCCACCGUUCUAGCUGUGGAACCGAUGAAGUUCAUCUACAGAGGAAGGAUUGCUGUAUUUUCUGUUUCGGUUUUGAAAGAUGAGAGAAUUAUCAUAAUAGCUGAGCAGCGUCCAGACUGCACAGAGGAAGAGAGUUUCCAAUGGAUGAGUCGUGUGUUACAAGCUGUUGAUAGUAUCCACCAAGUGGGUGUCUACUGCCUCGCUCUAGUCCCGCCCAACUACCUACCCAAGACACCUCUUGGUGGUAUACAUUUACCAGAAACCAAAAAGAAGUUCCUAGAGGGUUCCCUUCACCCUGCCAAUGUUUUAAUGUGUCCCCACACCUGUGUCACAAAUCUUCCCAAGCCCAGGGAACACAGGCCAGACCAUUUACCUCCCUCAGCCAUUCCGUAUGUCACUCCCUCAGCGGUUCACGUAGGGAACAUCGUACAGGGAGCCCGCAUGGCCCAGGCCCAGGGCCGGGAGCUGGGCAGCUCCGAGGAGGAGUCGGACACUGCCCGUAAAGUAGGUCCUCAACACAUGUUUUUAACAGAAAUCCUUCGCUGGAGGUCACAGACAACACCUGACCAUAUUGUGUUCACUCUGCUCAACUCCAAGAUACAAGGAAAAUGGCCCUAUCAGGUUCAGCCUCAGAUCCAGAUGUCCUGCUCUCAGCUCCACAAGCGGGCAGAGCGGAUCGGCUGUAUGCUGAUGGAGAAGGGCCGGCUGAACACUGGGGACCACGUCGCCCUAAUUUAUCCUCCAGGUGUUGAUUUGAUAGCAGCUUUCUAUGGGUGUCUGUAUGUGGGCUGUGUUCCUGUCACUAUUCGACCCCCUCACCCCCAGAAUAUUGCCACCACCCUCCCCACAGUUAAAAUGAUUGUAGAAGUCAGCAAAUCCUCCGCCAUUCUUACCAACAGUAUUGUGCAUAAGUUACUCAAAUCCAAGGAGGCAACACAGAUUCUAGAAUCCAAAUCUUGGCCAACAAUAUUGGACACAGAUGACCUUCCAAAAAAGAAAUUAGCUGCCAUUUAUCGAGCUCCCACCCCAGAAAUGAUUUGUUACCUCGACUUCAGCGUGUCAACCACAGGAAUGCUAGCUGGAGUAAAAAUGUCUCAUGCUUCAACCACUGCGCUGUGUCGAUCCAUCAAGUUACAAUGUGAGCUGUAUCCAUCAAGGGAAGUAACACUGUGUCUCGACCCUUACUGUGGACUUGGUUUUGUUCUUUGGUGUCUCGCUAGUAUAUAUUCUGGUCAUCAUUCCAUAUUGAUUGCUCCAUCAGAGGUGGAAACAAACCCGGCUGUUUGGCUCACUGCUGUCAGUAAUUAUAAAGUGCGGGACACUUUCUGUUCGUAUGGAGUAAUGGAAUUGUGCACGAGAGGUCUAGGCACUUCAACUGCUACGCUAAAGCAAAGGGGGAUAAACCUGGCCUGUGUGAGGACCUGCUGUGUGAUAGCAGAGGAGCGGCCCCGGAUCCAGCUCACCACGUCUUUCACUAAGUUAUUCGCUAACCUCGGACUUACUCCUCGGUCAGUCAGCACCAGUUUCGGCUGCAGAGUUAAUCUGGGAAUGGCAUUACAGGGAGCAUCUUGCCCUGAUCCCACCACUGUGUAUGUUGACAAGCGAGCCAUGAGGAACGACAGGGUGACACUGGUGGAGAAGGGAAGCCCCCACAGUCUCUGUAUCAUGGAGUCUGGCAAGUUGUUGCCAGGUGUAAAAGUUGUGAUAGCCAAUCCAGAUACAAAGGGUCAGUGUGCUGACUCUCACCUGGGGGAGAUUUGGGUCAACAGUCCACACAAUGCAUCAGGGUACUUUAUGAUCUAUGGGGAUGACUCACUUCAUGCUGAACAUUUCGAUUCUCAUCUAGCCACCGGCGACUUAUCCACGAGAUACGCCAGAACAGGCUUCCUCGGAUUUGUCCGUCGAACAGAGCUGACACAAAGUGAUGGAGGGAGGCAUGAUGCAAUAUUUGUGGUGGGUGCAUUAGAUGAAACCAUAAUGUUGAGAGGAAUGAGGUACCACCCCAUUGACAUAGAGAUGAGUGUUGUUAGGUGCCAUCGCAAAAUCUGUGAAUGUGCUGUUUUUACAUGGACAAAUUUGUUGGUUGUGGUUGUGGAACUGGAAGGAAGUGAAAACGAGGCUCUGGAUUUGGUUCCCCUGGUAACCAAUGUAACACUAGAGGAGCACUACCUUAUUGUAGGGGUGGUAGUAGUGGUGGAUCCAGGAGUUAUUCCAAUCAACUCAAGGGGUGAAAAGCAGAGGAUGCAUCUAAGGGAUGGAUUCUUGGCUGACCAGCUGGACCCAAUCUACGUGGCUUACAAUAUGUAAACUAUUAUGCAAGAACAAAUAUUGGUGCAGCUUCCCUUAAGUUAGGGCACAGAGAAGUGCUUGCUAGAGGAACAUACCAAUGGAACAUAGACAUCUGUGUGUGUAUUGUUUGCAUAUAACAAAACCCAUUGUUAUUCCCCUUCCUAAAGAAAUUCCAUUUUCCCUUGUAGUCAAUCAAUUGUUUUGUAGUUAUUCUUGUGAAAAUGUGUAUUAUUUUGAUGUAAGGUGUAGAGUUUCUUAUAAAGUGCUGCUUUUGCCUGCUAGGUAUAAAACAUACAUAUGUAUCCAUGUAAUGGAAAUACAUUCAUUUCUUAAGAAUGUUGGAAAAAAAUGUGAUGGUAAAAAGCAACACUUUGACAAAUUCUAGUAUACAUGUGAUACAUGUAUUGUCAAAUUUAUCAUCAAUAUGAAAUCACAGAAUAGUUCAUUUUUUUUAUUGAUGAAAGCAUAAUAGAAAUGUAUUGAAAGAACAUAGUCAGGUUCAUAUAAUUUUGCUUCUAAACAUAGCAAUGCUGCAUUACUUUUUAAAUUCAGUAAUUAACUAUUAUGGUUAUUAUAUUCCCAACUUUCAUUCUGCUACUCACAGAGUGAGAACAAGUUGUUGUUAAGACAAAGACAUAUAUCAGGCUGACACAGUGUUUUAUGUCAAAAAGACCAUACUUAAAAGUCGAUAUUGUAAACAUAAAAUCUUUUUUAUCUAUAAGACUUUGGGGUAGUUGGGUUUUUUUUUUUUAGAUAUAAGAAUGCAAUAUUUUAUCUGCUGUUUUGUUCUGUUGUUUUUGAAUUGCAAAAUAAUAGAUAAAAAAACACAAAGCUAUUCUAUUAAAAAACAGUGUUUGGCUGCAGGUUCAGGAAACUUUGUUUUCAGUGCAUGACAGAUAUUUCUCCAAGAAUUUACAAACUUAAAGACAAAAUGGUAUGAAGGUAAAUUUUCUGUAAUGACUGAGAUUACCCUGUGUGAGACUGUAUUAAACUAAUAUGACAAAGGUGCAAUAUAUAACUUGUAUGAUUUCAAAUAUUUUGUUGGCCCAUUGCAGAGUUUAUGGCUUUGGUUACAAUGAAUCUAAAUACUAGUUCUACUAUGGGCUGGGGAGGGGGGGGGGGUUAAAAAAAUCAGAUCUGAUGGGUAAGGAUUUCUUUAGACUCUGCAUGGGUUGAUACGUAUAAUUUGUCUGUACAUAGAAUCAGCUGACUGGAAGGCUAGUGUGUUAAUAGAAUGAGUAUAUAACUUAUUCAUUUCUUGCAGGUUUGUGUCUUGUACAACAUAUUUGUUUAUAGCUUGGAUGUGAUAGAUAUUGGGUGUGUUCAAGGGAAAUAAUACAUAGUAACAUUUAUUUAUUUGUGCCGUGGAUUAUUGACAUAUUUGAUGAUCAAGUACUGGAUGAGAUGUAUAAGAGAAGUGCUACUCUAGUAAACUAUACUAGUAUCUGUAAUUUAUACAACAAGUUGAAACAGCUUAACUUUUAGCAACAGAUUUCCUAUAAUGUUCACUAAUCAACCUGUAUCAUUGUACAUCAUCUAUUAACACAUUUACUUUAGAGAAAUUGUUAUAAGGAAAGUAAUCUAGUCAGAAAGGUUUCAUUGUUUGAGCAAAUCCCCAAAAUGUUUUGCUUACUCUAAAAAUAAAGCUACCGGUAUUCAAGAUUUACUGAUAAAUACCGUACUAGUACACAUGCCUAUUAAUUACACUCCUACACCAUCAAAAUUCUGGCAUUAGUUUCUAAUUUAAUAUUAGAUAUAUUUAUUUAUAUAAACAGUAUUAGCAACACUUGGUAUCAUGUAUAUCAGUAAAAAAAUAAUAAUAUUUUACUAAUUUAUAAUGGAAAUCAUCCCCAGUAUUUUGUGUAUUACUACAACUUGUUUGAAAUACAAUAGAACUGUCACCCCUCAGAUAAAUUGUAAUAUCACCCACCUCCUACAGGAUGGAGGUUACUGAUCCAGAAGAUUAAAUGUCUGCUUGUUCAUAUGAUAAGAUAUUUGUUUGUUUUUCUUUUUAUAUGGCUCUGUAUGAAGUACAAUGUCUUAAGUAAAUUUUACAAACAUC
Molecule: messenger RNA, 6899 nt
Organism: Magallana angulata
Lineage: Eukaryota; Metazoa; Mollusca; Bivalvia; Ostreida; Ostreidae
Product: disco-interacting protein 2 homolog C-like
Exons: 43
Coding region: 98-4855 (1585 amino acids)
Source: RefSeq, a predicted model, not a curated record